AUGGCUGGAACUAAGUCCUUAGAGGCAGAACCUGUUUCUGUGGGGGACAGCACUCAUCUCAACACACAAGUUUUGAAGGAUCCAGUUAAGCCUGCAGACUCAGGAAUUGAUUCUCGGCCAUCUUCAACUUCAGCAAAGCCACCAGUAAAACAACCGAAUUACUCCGAGUGGCCGCUGGAUUGGAAAGCUUCGGCUGCUGCUAAGAAGAUUAUCAACAACAGAGACAAGUCCUUGAAUCCCGACAUGUCCUUACCUAAAGCCGUCAAACCUACUCCGAAAAGUUUCUCUCUGUUAGAACCUUCUCCACGCUUCAAAGCAUGGAGAAAAACACGGCAACUUGAGAAAGCAAUGGCCUUCAUUUUAGAGAGAAAAGCACAUUGGGUUUCAGACUGGGCUGGAACGAUAGCAAACAAACAUGCAAUAUCGACUAAAGUGCCUUCACAUUAUCUUGGCCUAAGCCAUAAAACUUGGGAUAAAUUGAUCUCCUAUGCGGAUUUACUUUUGAAGAACGGAGUGCCAAUACAGGUAGAGAAAGACUUCAUAAAGUGA
Molecule: messenger RNA, 549 nt
Organism: Puccinia graminis f. sp. tritici CRL 75-36-700-3
Lineage: Eukaryota; Fungi; Basidiomycota; Pucciniomycetes; Pucciniales; Pucciniaceae
Exons: 1
Coding region: 1-549 (182 amino acids)
Source: RefSeq, a predicted model, not a curated record